AUGUCCCGCCCUCGCAUGCGCCUGGUGGUCACCGCGGACGACUUUGGUUACUGCCCGCGACGCGAUGAGGGUAUCGUGGAGGCCUUUCUUGCCGGGGCCGUGACCAGCGUGUCCCUGCUGGUCAACGGUGCGGCCACGGAGAGCGCGGCGGAGCUGGCCCGCAGGCACAGCAUCCCCACGGGCCUCCACGCCAACCUGUCCGAGGGCCGCCCCGUGGGUCCGGCCCGCCGUGGCGCCUCGUCGCUGCUCGGCCCGGAAGGCUUCUUCCUUGGCAAGAUGGGAUUCCGGGAGGCCGUGGCGGCCGGAGACGUGGAUUUGCCUCAGGUGCGGGAGGAGCUCGAGGCCCAACUAAGCUGCUUUCGGGAGCUGCUGGGCAGGGCCCCCACGCACGUGGACGGGCAACCAGCACGUGCACUGCUCCCAGGCGUGUGCCAGGUGUUCGCCGAGGUGCUGCAGGCCUAUGUGCGCUUUACGCGACUGCCGCUGGAGCGCGGUGUGGCUGACUGCACUUCGGAGGCCCCCGCGCGCGCCUUCGCCUGCGCCGUGGAGCGCGACGCCCGGGCCGCCGUGGGCCCCUUCUCCCGCCACGGCCUGCGGUGGACAGACGCCUUCGUGGGUCUGAGCACUUGCGGCCGGCACAUGUCCGCUCACCGCGUGUCCGGGGCACUGGCGCGGGUCCUGGAAGGUAUAGCGGGCCACACCCUGACAGCCGAGCUGAUGGCGCACCGCUACCCCAGUGUGCCUCCCACCGGCGGCUGCCGGUGAAGGCCCCGACGCUUCUCUUGCUCUGGGGAGCGGCUGCAUGAGCUGCGCGUCCCACCGCGCCCCGCUGCGGCCCAGCUUACCCAGGAUGGCGUGCAGCUUUGCGCCCUCGACGACCUGGACUUCAAGAGGCCAGGGGAGGAGGUCCCCUGUGAGGCCACUCUGGAGCCCUUCCUGGAACCGUCCCUACUCUGACCCCCUACAGACAACUAAGCACUAAUCCCCUUAGUACCA
Nomascus leucogenys (northern white-cheeked gibbon) is the source of this 996-nucleotide messenger RNA. RefSeq names its product YdjC chitooligosaccharide deacetylase homolog. The record is from RefSeq and is a predicted model, not a curated record. Lineage: Eukaryota; Metazoa; Chordata; Mammalia; Primates; Hylobatidae. Gene Ontology annotation, biological process: carbohydrate metabolic process. Gene Ontology annotation, molecular function: deacetylase activity.